Talaromyces atroroseus is the source of this 1521-nucleotide messenger RNA. RefSeq lists its product as hypothetical. The transcript has 3 exons. Gene Ontology annotation, biological process: mRNA splicing, via spliceosome. Lineage: Eukaryota; Fungi; Ascomycota; Eurotiomycetes; Eurotiales; Trichocomaceae. The coding region runs from base 1 to 1521 and encodes 506 amino acids. The record is from RefSeq and is a predicted model, not a curated record. Gene Ontology annotation, molecular function: zinc ion binding; RNA binding. Gene Ontology annotation, cellular component: nucleus; spliceosomal complex.
AUGUAUCUUGAAGAUCAGCGAUUCAUCCAUGAGGAUCUCGAGCGGUUAGAGCAAGGAAUUGCUGACCGGGUGAUCGAAGAACCUCGAAAUAUACGUGAAAGACUCGCUCGUGAUCAUCAAGUUGCCGGAUUCCUGGACCGUAUCGAAGAACAGUCGAAAAAAUUGCUCGACAUUUACAAAGAUGCCGAGGGUUUACGAGCCCAAGAAAUUCAAUCCAUCUCCACAGGCGAUGCAUUUGAAGAAUUCUACAAGCGCCUAGAUGAAAUCAAAGACUUCCACAAACGAUACCCAAACGAGCCUGUUGAAAACUUGGAGCGUGCAUAUAAACGAAGGCAUCCUGGGGAGGGCGAAACUUUUGCUCCCGAAAUAGACACUAUGUUCACCGGAGAAGAGGCGUUUGGUCAAUUUUUUGAUUUGACUCAACUCCAUGAACAGUACCUUAAUAUCCCUGGAGUCAAGCGACUUACGUACAUCCAAUACAUCGAUCAGUUUGAUAUCUUCACACCCCCACAACUGCCAAUCAAACGGGUAGCAAAGGUAUCAGAUAAAUACUUCAAGUAUGUGGGCGAUCUGGCAAGCUAUCUUGAGGGGUUCAUCAAGCGAGUGCGACCUUUAGAGAAUCUUGAAAAGUUGUUCGCAUCGUUUGAUGAGGAGUUUAACAAGUUAUGGACCGCACAAGAAGUGCCGGGGUGGGGCAAGGAAGUGGCUGCGAAUGAAUCUGCCGGGCCAAAAACGGAGGGAACGGGAGAAGGUAUUUGGUGUGCAGAUUGCGAAAAGGAGUUCAAGAACGAAAACGUCUACAAAGGCCAUCUCACAGGGAAAAAGCAUAUCAAAGCUGCCGAGGCUAGAAAGGCCAGCGGAGCUUCAGCAGAAACUGCCGCCAGUUCGGCCGCCGCCGUCAAAGAUUCCUCUAUAAAGUCACUCAAGGAACGAGCAGUUGCAGAGCGUGAACAUCGAAUCCGAUCUUUGACGAAAUUCCUUAAAUCCGAACGGGAAGCAACAAGAGUUAAUGUUGAGCGAAAACAAGGUAUGACGGAACGCGAAAGACAGAUGGAAAUCGAGGCUCUUAUGGCGGAUGCUGAGCCGUCAUUUGGUGCCCAUGCCCUAGACGAGGAAUCCGAGGAAGAAGGAGAUGACAAGAUAUACAAUCCGCUCAAGCUGCCGUUGGCUUGGGAUGGCAAACCCAUCCCUUACUGGCUCUACAAAUUACACGGGCUCGGUGUAGAAUAUCCGUGUGAGAUCUGUGGAAACUUCGUCUACAUGGGCCGACGUUCCUUUGAUAAGCAUUUCUCGGAGGCGCGGCACAUUUAUGGACUGAAAUGCCUAGGUAUCACUCAACAAACCAACAUGUUCCGCGAGAUUACCAGAAUUGAGGAUGCGAUGCGACUGUGGGAGAAGAUCGAGCAGGAUAAAAAGAAGGAGAAGGAAAGCCGUGAUAAUGUGGUGCAAAUGGAGGACGCUGAAGGAAACGUCAUGCCUGAAAGAAUUUAUUAUGACCUCCAAAAGCAGGGUAUUCUAUGA